This is a messenger RNA of Osmerus eperlanus (European smelt), 658 nucleotides long. RefSeq lists its product as uncharacterized. Bases 17 to 658 code for a protein of 213 amino acids. Gene Ontology annotation, molecular function: protein binding. Lineage: Eukaryota; Metazoa; Chordata; Actinopteri; Osmeriformes; Osmeridae. The record is from RefSeq and is a predicted model, not a curated record. The transcript is spliced from 6 exons.
AAUACACGAUUGAACUAUGAAGACAGUUCUGGUUUUAUCAGCGUGGCUCUGCUGUUUAUCUGCUGCUCUGGUCAACAGAGACACUGAAGAGGACUUGAAAAGGAGAUCGCUUCUCUCAGGCGAAGGAGAAAGAAGGGGGAACGAGAUUCAAGCUCAGGUGGAGGGAAGUGAUCAGCCAGUCAGGGAACAGUCACAACAGUCCUGUCAGCCUGACAUCCACUCUGUGCUGAGAGAGAUGAGCGCCAUGAUGGCGGAGCAGAGAGUGGAGAUGAGACACUUACAGCUGUUGGUAAAUGAACUGAAGAGAAAAGAUGAAGUUCAGGAGGCAGAGCUGGUUGCUGUGAAGGCCCGGUCAAACUUCACAGAGAGCAGAAUUACAGUGCAAGCAAUCAAAUUAAGAGCCCUGGAGGACCAGAAGCCCCAUGUGGAUAUGCUGUUGAGAGACAAGGAAGCCAAAAAAGUGGCAUUCUCAGCUUCACUCUUGGCAUCAGGAGCUGGAAACACAGGACCUUUCAACACUCAAACCACCCUGGUCUUCAGACAUGUCAUCACUAACAUCGGGAAGGCUUAUAAUCCCAACACAGGUUUCUUCACAGCACCAUUGAAAGGUGUCUAUCACUUCCAGAUAAAAGUGUCUGGAGCUGGAAUCUUCAGAUGA